CAUCAUUCCUCUUCCUUGACUUAAUAGUGAGCGGAUAAGCGCGUGCACUAAGUUGGAAACCAUCACCUUCUCAUCUUUUUCUUUACUUAUUUUUGUCUGAAAGAUGGACCAAAAAAAGAUUUUGAAAGAGUCCCUGAUGAAUCUUUCUAAGGAGAACUUCAAUGAGUUUCGCGACGCGCUCUGGAGCCGCAAGGAGAAGCCGCGCAUCCUUCGCGCGAAGGUGGAGGGGAAAAUCCCCCUGGAUGUCGCAGAUGUGAUGAUAACCACUUUCGGGGAGCAGAGAGCUCUGGAGGUGGCAGUGGAAAUCCUCAGAUACAUCAACUGCAACCAGGAUGCGGACGAACUCGCUAAAGAGGCAGGUGCAGCAGGACCAGCAGGACCAGGAGGACCAGCAGGACCAGCGGGUUUACCCAUGAAGCAUUUUGUGGACAAACACAGGACGGACUUGGUCCAGAGAGUGUCCAAUAUCGACCCCAUUUUGGAUGCGCUGUUGUCUGAAAAGGUCAUCCGCGAUGAGAUGUACACCAAAAUAAUAGCUCUGCCAACCUCUUACGAGAAGAUGAGGGAGCUCUACGUUGGUCCUCUCAGAAGCUCAGACGCCUGCAAAGACAUCUUCCUCAAAAUCCUCCGGGACCAGGAGCCAUUUCUUCUAGCUGACCUUGAAAGAAAUAGUUUGUGGUGAAAUCAAAAAAUAGAAAACAACCAAGAAAAUGUUUUGUUUGCAGUGGACUAUAGGAAAGUGUUUUUGUAAUCUGUAAUAUUUUAAACCUAAACUUGCUGGAAAUGGAAAGGUUGGAAAUCCCAGCCCUGAUCACUGAGCCUCAGAAAAACACCUCAUUUUAUAAAAGAAAAAUACGUAGUUUUUUAGAUUUUUUAUGAAUUACUGUUAUAAAUUGAUUCCGUAAUUAGACUAAAAAUUCCACUAAAAAUGUCAUAUUUCAUACCUGUUUGGUAUACAUUUUUUUAUUGAACAUUUAUUAAAUUAAGAGCCCAUAUAUAGAUAUAUUGAU
Molecule: messenger RNA, 1010 nt
Organism: Cololabis saira (Pacific saury)
Lineage: Eukaryota; Metazoa; Chordata; Actinopteri; Beloniformes; Belonidae
Product: apoptosis-associated speck-like protein containing a CARD
Exons: 3
Coding region: 104-682 (192 amino acids)
Biological process (GO): regulation of apoptotic process; innate immune response; inflammatory response
Source: RefSeq, a predicted model, not a curated record